Messenger RNA from Oncorhynchus nerka (sockeye salmon), 4102 nucleotides. RefSeq names its product podocan-like. Gene Ontology annotation, molecular function: protein binding. Lineage: Eukaryota; Metazoa; Chordata; Actinopteri; Salmoniformes; Salmonidae. The coding region runs from base 1185 to 3017 and encodes 610 amino acids. The transcript has 13 exons. The record is from RefSeq and is a predicted model, not a curated record.
AUGAGAGCCUCCAAAUGGGACAUAAUUCAGCCAGAAUAUCCUCUGAGAAGUGUCAGAAAGACAGACCUGCUAAUGGUGGAACUAUCAUCAUUUGUGAUACAAAGAAAUGUCUACCGAAAGAAGAUCGCAUAGCAUCUGAUGGUAGGUAUAGGCUUGCGUCUCAAAUGGCACCCUAUUCUCUAUAUACAGUAGGUCCCAAUGGGCCCUGGUAAAAAAAAAAGUAGUGCACUAUAUGGAAUAGGGUGCCAUACGGGACGUACACGCAGACCAGAGAGGGACCUUAUGCAGAACGUGUGUGCUAUUAUGACAUAUCCUGUCUGUCGCCGUUUUUUGGAAGACUCUUGUUUCCUGUCUAUAUGGAAUGUCACCUUCAAAACAAAUAUCAUUUUAAGACGAGCUGGAAUUAUAUGAGUUCUCUCUAAAUACUUUAAUGCUAAUGCUGAUAAGUUUAUAAGCUCAUAUGAUAUUGGUUCCCCAUUGGUGGUCAGUUGCAAUUUAGGCCUUCGAGGGAACAAAUAGCUAAUAACACAAUGGUACUGCCAUCCCUGGCUCACUGGUUCAUGAUAGCUCUCCCUUUGUACUUGGCUCAAAGAAAAACAGGGAAUGUAUGAUUCAGCAUCAGCCAAGAUACGACAUCCAAGAUACUUUCGGUCCAAGAUACAGUCUCACUGUGAUACUAAUCCAUGUUGAUUCAUGAGCAAUAUGAAAGUUAUUCUUGUUGAAUCAUAACGGAAAUAAAUAAAAACGUCCCCUUUUCUUUCUUUCUUUCUUUCUUUCUUUCUUUCUUUCUUCAGAACAAACUAAUUGCACCAUGAAAUGGCCUCAUUAUUAUGUGGGGAUUGGAAAGACCUGUCUCAGACCAUGAAAAAAAGAAAAGUUUAAAAGCAAAGAAUUUUUCUUCUCCUCUUCUUUCACUGAACUUUCCCUCUGUCACUCCCACUCUCCUAUUACAUCUGGUAGGGAUCUGUGAUCUGGAGUGACUGUGGCUCCUCUCUAUCCUGCUAUGUGAUUGUCUCUGGUUCGACUGGACACCAGACUACCUUUGUCACUGCUAACCUCCCUCCGUCAGAGAAGUCGUGGCGUCUGGUACGUGUGUCAGGAUCACAUGUACCCAUCUGAUCAUUGGUGCUUCUGGGCAGCUGAGGUAUCUGAGGUAGCUUGACCACCAGGCACGACCAGCAGACAUGGCCAGCCCCAGGAGGUCUCUCUUUCAGGGCCUGAGUGUGCUGCUCCUGACCUGGGCUCUGGUACACUGCCAGCCCCCUCUGGAGCCCCAGAAUGAAGAGGAGAAGGAGGAAGAACCCAUGGAGGAGACAGAGCCAGAGAUAGAGACCUUUACAGUCCCGGCUGUAGUGAAGGCCGAGCGGGGUGUAUGUCCAGGGGAAUGUACCUGUACCGAGGGAACGGUAGACUGUGCUGGGGUUGACCUCAUGGAAUUUCCUAGUGAGCUGCCUGAGAGCACACGCAUUCUCUCCCUACAGAACAACCAGAUAGAGGUAGUAACCAUUGAGGACCUGACACGUCUGCAGCAGCUGGAAACACUAAACCUGCAAAACAACUGUCUGACCACACAAGGCCUUGAAGAUGAAGGAUUUACAGUGCUGGAACAACUGAGUUACUUGUACUUGGCCAAUAACAAGCUCACCACAGCACCCAAACACUUGCCUCCCUCACUGGUCAGUGCUGAUUUCGCCGCUAAUUUGCUCACGAAGAUCUACCCGUACACAUUUGGGCAGAAGCCAGGAUUGAAGUCAGUGUAUCUCCAUGACAACAAGCUGACAGACGCAGGGCUACCUGAGAACAUGUUGAAUGGUUCUGACAGCCUGGAGGUUCUCAUCUUGUCCAGUAACUUCCUCCGCUACGUCCCUGGGAGCCUGCCCUCUUCCAUCUACCGCCUCCAUCUGAAGAGUAACAAGCUGGAGAAGAUCCCGUCAGGGGUUUUUGAUAGCCUGACCCAGCUCAGAGAGCUCUACCUACAGAACAACUUGCUCAGCAACGAAGGCAUGGACAACGAGACCUUCAGCCAGUUGACCAGUCUGGAGUAUCUGGACCUGUCCAACAACAACCUGAGUGUGGUUCCUCAGGGUCUGCCUCGGAGUCUGAUAUUGCUACACCUGGAGAGGAACAGUAUCCACAGUAUCCCUGGCGAUGCUCUCACAGCCUGUCGUAACCUUGAGUACCUACUGCUGCACAACAACCAGCUCCACUCCCGCUCCAUACACCAUGCUGCAUUCCAGGGCCUGAAGAAGCUACACACCCUCCACAUGUACAACAACCAGCUGGAGCGUGUCCCCAGGGCUCUGCCCCGCCGAGCCAAGACUCUCAUGCUGCUUCACAACACUAUCAACGUGAUUGAACGCAACGACUUGGUCUUUCUCUAUUCCCUGACCGAGCUCAACCUCAGUUACAACCGCCUCACCAGCCCCAAGCUACACAGAGAAGCCUUCAGGAAGCUGCGUCUGCUGGUGACCUUGGACCUGUCAGGGAAUGCCCUCCACUUCCUGCCCUUGGGCCUGCCCCGCUCCCUGCAGGUCCUCCGGGUGAAGGACAACCAGCUGAACUCCAUACCAGAAGGGGCGCUGCAGGGCAUGACCAAGCUCAGGGACAUCAAUCUCAGCCACAACCAGCUUAGACUCAACUCCAUCUACCAGGGAGCAUGGAUGGAGCUCAGCGCUCUGACGACUUUGGACCUGUCCAGUAACCAGCUGUCCCAUGUUCCGUCUGACCUGCCUGAGUCUCUGGAGUACCUGUACCUGCAGUCAAACCACAUCAGCACUGUCCCCGCCAGCGCCUUUGAGGGCACUCCAAACAUCAAGGGCAUCUUCCUACGGUUCAACCAUCUGUUAGCCCACUCUGUGAAGGAGAGCUCCUUCAAACACCUGACCAAUCUGCAGGUGCUGGACAUUGGCCACUCGAGCCACUCCAACCCCUCCGGAGCAUCCUUCAGACAAGAGGAAGAGGAGGAGGCAGAGAUGGAGAUGAUGGAAGAGAAAGUGGGAGAAGGAUUCGCUUCAUAGGUUUAUCCCAUGGACACACACAGCUUGAAUGAUCGAAAACCAAAUGUUGCAGUUGUUUAGGCUGCAAUCCCAAAGUCCUGUUCUUUUGAAAGUACAGAAAACAGUAUUUUUGCAAGUGGUCAGGCUCAAUUCUGAAAUGUAGAUUGAACUAUGAAUGGAAGCGCAAAGUGAUAUUUUUCCCCAUAUAGUGGUGAAUUGACGAUGCACAUAUCUCUGGUGCAGGAUACCAGAUCAAAUUAUAUUUUUGUUUGUUCUAUUAUUAUUCUGGGCUUUGCUUGUCUAUGCAAUGACAGAUACAGUUGCAUUUCUGUGCUUGAGUCUGCAUGCCAAAUGGCACCCUAUUGAGUGCACUGCUUUUGACCAGGGCCCAUAGGAUUCUAGUUGAAUGUAAUGCCCUAUAUAGGGAAUAGUGUGCCAUUUGGGACAGAUCCUUUGUCUCAACACCACUUUAGUGGAAGCAGAAAAGAGAAGACAGUCAGAUCUGUCAUAUGUUGAUCAUACUGUGUGGGUCCCAUCUCUGAACUUUACUGUGUGCUAGCUGUGUCACCUUACAAAGAAGAUUAUGUCAAGGUUUGAAGUUUUUGAGCCUGUAUUUAUAAUGUAAAGCAUCUCAGACUAGGAGUUCUGAUUGAGGAUUAGGUCCCUCUCUCAUUCAUUAUGGUCUAAAAGGCUAAACUGAUCCUAGAUCAGUAUCCCUACUCUGAGAUCUUUUGUGAAUAUUGGCCCUGGUUGUGAUUGCGUGAUGUAGUCUGGUAAGACAGUCUGGCUCUAUGUAAUUUUGUCAUUCUUAUAUCAUCGUUACUAUGCCACAAGUUCUGUGACCGUGUUACAAUCUCCUCGCUCUUCGACUACCAUGAGCUUGAUCCAUGCUGUUAAUGUAAUGCCUUACUUUAAUCCAGUCUUGUUUUGUAAGACGGCAAGUAUUUGCAUAUGGUAUGUGAAAAACUCGUGCUAUUAAAUUAGUCACCUUGCUAUGAACCGAUGUAUUCACCUUCAGAUGUAUACAUAUGGAUUUCACACAGCAAUAAAUAUCGUGCAUUAACAGGUUUCUGAGCACACAACAAUAUUAAGCGUGAAAUGUAUAU